AUCGGGUGAAAUAGACGCUCGUAUAGUUAGAUUAUGCGUCUAGAUUGAUUAAACUGGGCGAGUCUACUUACUUAUUACUUGAGGAUGAAAAAAACGUGUUUUUUAAAUGUUGCUCUUAAACAAGGGUGGCGGUUGAACUACUAAAAGUACAACAACAGUUAAUUCACAACAAAUCGUACGGUAUGUUUUUAUAAUCAGUAGAAGCUAGUCGUAUUUACGCUUAUGAGACCUGUUUCACCCAUAAGUAAAGAAUUGACAGGUCCAUCAUGAAAUACUUUCCCCAGCGUGCAAAUACUUGUCCUAUUCAAUAUCGGCCGCGAUCAAAAAUCUGAAACUGGAGUACGUAAAGCACGAUGCUUGACUGAUUCAGCAGAAGAGCUAGAAAGACACGGUCAAUGAGUAUAUAGUACCAGCAUAGAAAUAGGAUAUGCGGUAUUAUUUUAUGUAUGAAACAAAGAGCAAUCAAAUGUAUUUAAAAGAAAAAAAAACUGAAAAACUAUGAACAUACUCGCAUUAACGGUCGUAUUGGCUGUGGCCACCCUGGCCCAGGCAGACGAAAACAACUUUGACGGUUUCGGACAAGGAAGUUUCGGAUGGGGAUCUGGUGUUGGACUCGGCGGUAGUUGGGGAUACGGUGGCGGACAUGGAAGCAGUUGGGGGCACGGUGGCAUGUCCAAGGGAUAUGGUGGCGGAUAUGGAAGUAGUUGGGGACACGGUGGCAUGUCCAAGGGAUUUGGUGGCGGAUAUGGAAGCAGUUGGGGACACGGUGGCGGCAUAUCAAAAGGCUACGGCUAUGGAUACGGCAAACAUGUUGUUAAACCCGUGAUUCCAGUACCAGUGGUUCCAGUUGUAAAGGUACCAAGGCCCAGACCAGUGAUCCCAGUCGUACCAGUUGUCAAGGUACCACAGCCCAAGCCUGUUAUUCCCGUUCCAGUCGUUCCGGUUGUGAAAGUACCAAAACCCAGACCAGUGAUCCCAGUCGUACCAGUUGUCAAGGUACCAAAGCCCAAGCCAGUUAUCCCUGUUGUACCAGUAGUGAAGGUGCCACUGCCAAAGCCUGUCAUGCCAGUUGUCCCUGUCAUGAAAGUCAUGCAUAAGGGUUACGGUGGUUACGGGCAUGGUGGAUAUGGCGGUAUGUCUGGUGGUUUUGGUGGAUUUUCUAGGGGAUUUGGUGGAUUUAGUGGAAUAAGCGGUGGAAUUGGAAGAAUUGGAUUCGGAGAUGAUGAUGAUUUCUACGAUGACGACGAAUUAUUUGGUUUCCAUGGUAGAUACAGCCACGGAAUUAGCGGAGGGUCACGUGGUUUUGGAAGUGCAUUUGGAGGCGUAGGAGGACUGCCCAUGCACGGUGGUGCAGGAGCUUCUCUUGGAGGUGUUGGACAUUUCGGUGGUCACGGAUCCUCUCUUGGUGGCGUAGGACAGUAUCAAGGCAUGGGAUUAUCUCUUGGUGGCGUAGGACAGUACCAAAGCAUGGGAUCAUCUCUUAGUGGUAUAGGACAGUACCACGGCAUGGGAUCAUCUUUUGGUAGUGUAGGCUCCUCAAUGGGUGGCGCUCAAUCUUUCGGCCAUUUUGGUCAUGGUGACAACGGAUGGAACAACAAUGGAUGGGAUAAUAAUAAUGGCUGGGGCAAUAGCAAUGCAUGGAACAACAAUGGUCUGAACAAUAAUGGAUGGAACAACAAUGCUUGGAAUAACAAUAAUGGUUGGAACGACAACACAUUUCGUCACCAUUAAUUGUAAUAUUUAAGCCAAUAAUUUGAAGUAUAAAUAGUACUUCAAUUCCUUAAUUUAAUGUGUAAUUGUAGGAUGUUACUUAUGCGGUUUGCGUAAAAGUCCGAGUGUAUUUUUGAACAUGAAAAAUAGAUGUAACUAUAACUUAUAAUAUUUGUUAAGACUGAAUUUUCAGACAUUUCUAUUUAGUUUAUACAGUAUACUGGUAUAUGCUACUGUUAAUAGCGUUUUAGGUAUUGUAGAUCUUUUAUUUGUAAAACAGUACAGCGUAAGAAUUACUUCAUAAGUAUCAAUUUCUACAUAAAAUUUUAUAAACCAUUUGACUACAAAGCUGAUAAGAACUAGUUUCUUUCUAAAUUGCUAGAAAAAGUUAUGUAUAUAUAAUCAAGAAUUGUGAUAGAAUUGUAUAGAUAAUUCAGAAUCUAGUCUCAGAGCCACUCAUUCAUACAUUCAGAUUUUUCCUAUCAAAAUGUGUCAGGAAAAAUGUCUUUAGUUUAAUUUUAUUGACAGUUUACCUUUUAGAAAUAUUUAUGUCAGAUUGCAUAUUUAUGAUCACAUAUUUCACAGUCUGCGAAAAUGAAUGAAGAUUUUCGACCCCAACCAACCCCAAAUUGCGAGCGAGUAGCAUUUAAUUUGCUGUCAGUGUCAAUAGGUACACAUUUUCGCACAGUUUUUUUUUAGAACUUUUACUUAUCAAAAUGUACACAUCUGUUCGGCAUCAUAACAUGACCAAAUCUAAUUACGACAAUUUAUAGUAUUUUUUUUAGAAUCUAAAAACUUGAGCACAAGUUUUCUUUCAUAAGAUAAAAAUUGUUGUUGUAACAACUUUGUUGUUUUACAUACUGGUACUGAGGCUAUCUGAUUUCUAGUAUUUUUGAAAAGUACAAAAUAAAUUCGGCAUUUCCUAAUGUUCAAAGCAGAUAAGUAAAAUACCUUUGUAAGUAUCAGGCUUUUAUGCUAUGCUAAAUUUUCGAUUCUUCUCCAAGCAUGAUACUAGCUUUUUUUGCAAAGUUGAAUAGUUUUAAAAAUAAUAUUUUUUCUCAUAAUGCACUAUGUGUCAGACGCUUUUUGUCUUAUGACACCGAAGAAAUGUCAAACAAUUGUCGAUUUUAUCAUCUAACUUUCGUUUGACUUUAUUAAUUUACAUUAGGUAUUUAUAGUGAAUAAGCAGUAAUUGCCAAGCUUUUUAUUCUGUACACGGAUUUGGACUAUAUAUAUAGAAAUGUUUCAAAAAUAAAUUCUCAAGAUUUUAAAUUAAAUGUCGCAUUGAAUAAUACUUUAUAUAUAGCAAAAUUAGUAUUUCAACAAAAGUUUUUGACUUUUUUUGGAGAUAUUAUUUCUUGUAAAAGCCAUCUAAAAAUUCUAACGCGAUUGUAGAAGAACAAGUCUUAUCUUCACAAUUCUGUACAUUCUUCCAACUUAUAAAGUUAUUAUAAAAUUCUUAACAUGAAAGUUUUAUUCAUCAAUAACACUUGAGCUAAAACCAAAAGUCAAGUCGUUAGUUUUUAAUAUAUUGAUUAUAUCAAUUUACUUUUAUUACUAAUAAAAACAACAUCAACAACAUUUGUAACAUUUCAGUUAGGGAUAAUAGAAUUGCAAAAGUUUCAGAAUUUGAUAAUUUAUAUACAUACUUGUUGUAAAGCUUUUAGACAACUUAUGGGGCUGAGAAAUGGGAGAUAUUUUGUCACGCAAUGAAAACUGAUAAUUAAUGAAAUUUAAAUGAUAAUUUUCAAGUAUCCCUUUUUUUUCUUUAGAAAUAGAUUUAUUGUGGACUUUGUGAUUAACAUCGUUUAUGAAAUACAGCUUUUUGAAAGACUAAACUUUUCAUGUACAUGUAGAAAUCGGUUCAUAAAAUCUGUUUAGUUACCCUGUUCAUGAAGUUGGUUUUCAGUUUUCAAACCCUGCAUACUUUUCGAGUGUUGAAAGCCGACUUUCAAAUAAAAAAGAGUAAUGACAGUUUUGCAUUUAAUCCUCGAUUUAUAGAAUCGAAUCCGUAGCUAAUGAGUGAACACAUUUUAGUUUCUCUUAAAAGCAGUGUUCCGUCAUCGUAAACACACGUUGCUGUAAAGUUACUUUUAUUUUGGCACAUAGAUGCUGUAUUACUGUGCUCUAUAAGGAAAACUUGUCAGAGGUAUCCACAUGACAAUUUGCUAAAAAUGUCUGAAAGUGAUUAUACAAAAUAAGAAUGUUUAGUGAAGAGAUUUAACAACUUUUUGGUACUAUUUUGUUAGGUGUUUUUUUUUCAAGAAAUGACUGAUAGCACAAAGCCGGAUACUCCGCCUUGAAAAUAUUUAAAUGUUAUACUUAAGUUUAAAUUUAGUGUCAUUUAAUCUAUUAUCCUUAUAAAAUUUGAUAAAUAAUGCAUAUAAAAACGAAAAGGUAGGACAUAUGGUAGCACAUGUGGAUCAUACCAAAUAGGUUCAAAGUAAAAUCAGCAGACUAUCUAAGUCACAGUAACCUAGUGUCCUUGGCGUAAUCAGAACAACACUCGGUAUAAACAUUUUAGCUCUUUUAGUAAAGAUAUAGGGGUUUUCUUAAAGUGAAUGAGCCAUGCCAUGGGAAAACCAACAUAGUGGGUUUGCGACCAGCAUGGAUCCAGUCAGUCUGGUCAGGAUCCAUGCUGUUCGCUUUCAGAGCCUAUUGGAAUUAGAGAAACUGUUAGCGAACAGCAAAGCCACUAUGUUGGUUUUCUCAUGGCACGGCUCAAAUGGUAUUAUGGUAAUUUAUAUUUCAGUUGUUUUAUUUAAACUAACGUAUUUCAACAUAACCACAAAAAAUCUGAAAAAGAAGUAAACCACGAAACAAACAUUUUUACACAUAAUGAUUUUGGGUUAUCAAGAUUUGUUUUAAACUGGCUUUCCUAAGACGGAAGAGAAUCAAAUGAAAAUGAUAAUAGACUAGCUUUUAUAAAUACCAAACUUUUGAAAUUUGUUUGAGUCGCAUGGUACUGAAAAACGGAAACCUUUAUAAUUGUUCAAAACUAUUAUUUUUGUGCAUAUUUAGGUUCGGGAUAGGUCAAUGUUCAUUUUGGCCUUAUAUGGCCUACACAAUUCGGAUUGUUUGCAAAUGACUAAUAAUUGGAAAAAUAUACAUUAUUUGCUACCAGAUAGAUAAACUUCUAUAGUGAAUUUAGGUUUUUUGAAACAGAAUUAAUUUUUUGUUGAAAACAUGCCACUAAAUAUUGCUGAAAUCACCGGCUAUUUCUUUUUCAAAAUUAGCAUUUUUUUGCCAUGUUCAGGUAACAUAGGAGUGUUUUAUUAGUGAGCACAGGGCCACGAAAAUAUCUUGACCGUCAGUGAAGCUUUUUUCAUUGAGUUUUUGAUAAUUUUUUUGGUUAUAAUCGACAGCUGUGCCCAUAUUGAAAAGUUCAGAUUUGUUUAAAAAUCGGUUAGAAACUGAAGUUUUCUCAUACCCUCACUGUUAAUAAUAUUUUCAUUUACGACAAAUAUUUUCUUCGAUAAUGAAUAAAUAGUGAAAUGUUGCAUCCAGUUUGAUAAAACAAUACCUCUUGGUAAAAGAAAACUUGGAAUUUACUCAGUUUAGAGACUUUCAGUUUUUUAUCCGUUUUUAGGCAAAAAUGAACCUUCUGCUUUGCUUUCAUAAUCAAAGACUACACAUGUAUAGUUCGAAAACAAGGCACAAUUAUCAGACAUCUUAAUGUCAUGCUAGUUUGUUAAAGUUAUUGUCAAUAACAUAUUUGAUUAAAUUUAUAUUUAUUGUUUUUGGUAGGGCUACACAAACAAGAUGCGUACUUUAAAUAAAAACCUUGACAAAAAUAAGUGACCUUCAAUUGUUCAUUUAGAGGUGCCAUAGUUAUUUCAAUCUUCCAGUAACUGCAUGAAAUAAGUGACCAUCGAUGGUAUUUUACGACCUGCCAUAGUUAUUGCCAGCCUUCCAGUAACUGUCAGUGAAUGUAGCAUGAAAUAAGUGACCAUGAAUUGUGAUAUGUCAUAGUUAUUGCCAGCCUUCCAGUAACUGUUAGUGAAUGUAGCAUGAAAUAAGUGACCAUGAAUUGUGAUAUGUCAUAGCUAUUGCCAGUCUUCCAGUAACUGUCAGUGAAUGUAGCAUGAAAUAAGUGACCAUAAAUUGUGAUAUGUCAUAGUUAUUCUCUACCGUUACCUGACUUUCAGUGUAUGUAGCAUGCUAUGUGUCGAUAUUUUCUUAACAGACAAACAGUUUUCUUUUCCUUGUUUUACAUACCUAUGAUGUAAAUAAAUUAUUACUAUUCAAAUUUUCUUGAAGUGUUUAGAAAGCAUUUUACAAUGACCAGCCUUAACCUUAAAUUACAAUCAUUUCAUUCAUUGAGAUUAAUGUCUGUGAAUUAUUUAGAUGCGGUAAACAUUUCCUCAUAGAUAUUUGUUGAUAACUUUGAUGUCAUAAACGCAGCUAUUUCAAGCUAAAGGGACAGAAGAAACAAAAUGUUUUUAUAUAGUGUUCCUUAUAAGCACAUGAAAGAUCUUUUCGACUACCUAUAGUAUCUUUUUGAAAAAAAAAAUAUUAUUACACAAAAUAUUGUUCAAAAGCAAUAGCAUGCUACAUGCACAUAGUACAUAUAUACGGAAUUCCGUUAGGGCCAUCGCCUUUGUAUGUGUUGAUCUGAAACGCGAUACUCGAUAGUACGAUGAUGAAAACGCGAAAUCACGAAACUACGAUAACGAAAACGCGACAACACGAUGAUGAUAACGCGAUACUACGAUAACGAAAACGCGAUAAUGCGAUAGGACGAUGAUGAUAAUGCGAUAUACUAUCGCGUUUUCACCAUCGCACUGUCGCGUUUUCACCAUCGUACUGUCGUAAUAUCGCGUUUUCGUUAUCGUAGUAUCGUGAUUUCGCAAUAUCAUUAUCGUACUAUCGCGUUAUCACCAUCGUACUGUCGCGUUAUCACCAUCGUACUGUCGCGUUAUCACCAUCGUACUGUCGCAUUAUCAUCAUCGUACUGUCGCGUUAUCACCAUCGUAUUGUCGCGUUAUCACCAUCGUACUGUCGCGUUAUCAUUAUUGCACCAUCGCCUUCCGGUGCGCAUGUGCAUGCUAAAAAUGAGAAGAUUAGAAGUUAUACUUUUAGAACUACAGCUCCUGCUCUAGCGAUAGGGCGGGUGCUAGUGUGUGAAAAUCUUGAUUUGUAUUGAUGAUCCUCCUAUAGCCACAGCUGCUAGUUAGUCAAAAGCAAAAAAUAAUUAACAUUUUUCCAUGCUUUUUUAGCUUUCGUCAAUUUAAGAGUCAUUUACAGAAAAUGAAUUUAGGGAGACAAAGCGUGUUGGAUGUUGAACAGGUUCAGAAUGCUGUGCAGAUAUAAUUUUACUGCAUUUCUCAUUACUGUAAAAUCAUAUAUAAAAUGUCUGAGUAAGGGGGCGUUAACUCACUUUUGGUUGUAAACUGCUUUACUUUUUAUUUUAUUUUUGCAGAAAAUUGCCAGACUUUGAUGCAUUAAAAGAAACUAUGUGCCAUGAAAACUGCAAACAAUAUUCUUCGAAUAUUUGCGAUGCUCCGAUUUCAGUGUCGUUAUGCGUCUUACGGAAUUUAACAUCAAUGACCUGAGCUUUACAAGACAUGCAUUUGCUUUUCAGUGUUGAAAUAUAAACCAUCAUAUUUGUGAAAAUAUUCAUCAUCAUAUUUGUGAAAAUAUUCAUGUCAGACCAAAAUAAAAACAAACAAAAAACGCCCUGAUCA
Messenger RNA from Mercenaria mercenaria, 7397 nucleotides. RefSeq lists its product as uncharacterized. NCBI's taxonomy places the organism in Eukaryota, Metazoa, Mollusca, Bivalvia, Venerida, Veneridae. The record is from RefSeq and is a predicted model, not a curated record. The transcript is spliced from 4 exons. The coding region runs from base 499 to 1731 and encodes 410 amino acids.